Molecule: messenger RNA, 1047 nt
Organism: Schizosaccharomyces octosporus yFS286
Lineage: Eukaryota; Fungi; Ascomycota; Schizosaccharomycetes; Schizosaccharomycetales; Schizosaccharomycetaceae
Product: Mdm10/Mdm12/Mmm1 complex subunit Mdm12
Exons: 1
Coding region: 182-1003 (273 amino acids)
Biological process (GO): phospholipid transport; mitochondrion organization
Cellular component (GO): ERMES complex
Molecular function (GO): lipid binding
Source: RefSeq, a predicted model, not a curated record
GAUAACGUUCUGUAUCCGAUGACACGAACCAUUUACCUUAUAACCUCCUUUAUUGACAUUUCAUUCUCUUUGGGUAUAACUUGUUAACAGCUCGUUUAUAUUUUCUAAAUUUAACAAGACUAGGGAAUUUCAAAUGAAGCUUAGUCUCAAUUGAAAGUAAUCUCGGUAACUUAACGAUCUAAUGUCUAUUGAAUUUGAAUGGUCUAAGCUUGAUUCAGAGUUAGAAGAAAGGCUCUUUCAUAUACUAGAAGAUCGAGUUUCAAAGCUAGAUCUACCAAGCUACAUCAAAAACCUAAAGGUUACCGGAUUUCAUUUCGGAGACAUACCACCUGAAAUAAAUAUUGAGGAUAUAGGAGAUCCCGAUCCUCAGUUCUACGAAGAUGAAAUAUUGGAUCAGGUGAAUGAUGAAUUAGAAGGUGAUACAUCUUUGAGAACGACUUUUCCGACCUCGACUUCUGACUUACCUCCAUACGGCGCCGAGUACAGGUUUCCAAGGCUUGCUUAUUUUCAUCCAGCAAUUAGCACACCUGGGAUUAUAUCAGCUAGCGGACUUACAAGUCCCCUUAGGGAGGAACGUCCUAUACCAGCUUCAAAAAAUCGUGAAGAACGAAACCGUUCGGACGACUUUCAAGUGACAGUCCAUGUUCAAUACGACGGGAAUGCUAGUUUAAGUUUGGAAGCAAGUAUAUCUAUCAACUACCCUAAUUCCGAAUUUGUUAGUCUUCCAUUUCAACUAGUAUUCAAAGAAAUUUCCAUUGACGCAAUCGCUGUGUUAGCGAAAAUGGGGUCUCGUAUCAACCUUUGCUUCGUCGACACUUUGGCUCACGGUACGGAAGAGAAUGCUUCAAGCGUAAUUAAAUAUCUCAAAAUUGAAAGUGUUAUUGGAGAAUCAAAUCGACAGCUUUUAAAAAACGUUGCUAAGGUGGAGCGUUAUGUAUCACAGAAAGUAAAAAGAAUUAUCGAAGAUGAAUUAGUAUGGCCCAGUUAUCUUACGUUUGAAUAGAUACUUAGUGUUAUAUAAUUAAUGAACUAUAUUUUCUUAUUUUA